CUGGUCAGGUGUCAACUGUCAGGAUGAACCAAAUUAUUGUAAAGGCCAUCAAUGCGCCUCUGGUUCUACGUGUAUCAACAACGUAGCUUCAAGGAAUUACACGUGCUCGUGUGCUCAAGGCUUUUCUGGAAGGUUGUGUGGCCAAUCUGAGAGUCUUACUACAUACAAUGAAAACCAAGGAUGCUGUUUUGUUUCCCUUUUUACAGAAGAAAGUUGUUCUUGUCUGCACAAGUGUGAAGCCCUACAAACUGAUUCUAUCAAUAUGGACAAUGUGACAUGUACCACGGACAGAGACAUGGAUACCAUGGUAUGUAAGAUCAACUGUAGGCCGGGCUACAUGCUUGACCGUGAUGUCCAACUCAUCUGUGGUCUUAUAACUGAUUACACAUGGUCACACGUCACGAAACACAACCCGUUGGGCUGGCUUCCUGAAUGUGUGGAUGCUUCGUCUGUGACGUUGAGAACUUUCAAAAUGGAAGUCAGGAUGAAAACAAGAAACAUAACUCUUGUAAAAGCAGCUAUACAACGAAAUACCCACAAACUAAUAUUUGAAAAAUGCCGCUACUGCACGAAAGAGGUUUCCAUUAUGAAUGAAGAGCCCCUUGUUGUGAGCAUUGCUGUGUCUGCCACCUCGCCAAACAUUCUGUCAAGUACAGCAACAGAUGAAGAAACAAGGACAGUUAUUCAAAGGAUGAAAGAAUUUGAUGACGUCUCCUCCCUGCUGUACCUCAAAUCAAGCGAGAUUUUCAUUACUAACAUUGACAAUAAGAUCGUGGAAGUAGUCCUUUCAACUCUUGACACAUCAGUCAGCCAUAUUUGUCCAGUUGGGACCAAGUUUUAUCAUGAAGUUUGCGUGAGCUGUGGACGAGGCACGUAUUGGGAAAAUGGAGAAUGUAAGCUCUGCCCCAUUGGUUACUACCAGCCCAGCUUGAGGAGAAGCUGUUGUUACCUGUGUCCAGUUGGCAAAAGUACGGCAGGGCUUGGGGCUCGAUCCAAGUUAUACUGUAUUGCCGAGCCUCAAAGUCUUUACCCCUGGGAACUGGGCUAUUGGAAUGAUGACGAUGACAAAAAUGUAACGGCAGUGACAAUUGUUGGCGUUUGUCCCGAUGCAGAACCUGAUGCAGAAGAAGGAAACUUAAAAAUAAUUACCAUCGUGGCUUUCCUUUUAGUCCUGGCUAUUAUAUGUGCUGCUGUUUUAUGUGCAUUAAGACUCCGUUCCAAGCCCCAACCACCAAAGCCGGAAAAAGUCCCAGAAGCUGUAACUGCUGCCAUUGAGAGCUGGGUCCCGUCGACGUCGGGUGAAUCUACGAUCUAA
Messenger RNA from Physella acuta, 1315 nucleotides. RefSeq lists its product as uncharacterized. NCBI's taxonomy places the organism in Eukaryota, Metazoa, Mollusca, Gastropoda, Physidae. The record is from RefSeq and is a predicted model, not a curated record.